CAUCUCUGGAGAAGACUUCUUAUAUGCUGUAUAUGAGACAUCCCUGGAGAAGACUUCUUAUAUAUGGUAUAUGAGACAUCCCUGGAGAAGACUUCUUAUAUACUGUUUAUGAGACAUCCUUGGAGAAGACUUAUCAUGUCCAGGAACCCUGCAAUACACUGCAUGUCAGACAUCACCGGAGACCUCUAAUAUAGUAUAUACUGCCUGCAAUAAUCUACAUAUAACCCAUCUCUGAAGUCCAUAUCGUGAUACCCUGCACUCCUCCGAUCGGCACUGCUGCUCAAACAUGGGGAGAAUCCUUAGAAUGUGGGUGCUGAGCUCAGCCCUGGUGGAAACGCUCUUAUUUUCGGGGUGUCUUCUUGGCUGGAGUUCCCUGAGCCCCAUCCUGAUGGAUGUGGGGGUGCUGUCUCUGGAUUGUCACUCAGGACUGGAGCAGUCAGAAGCGGGGAGUAAUGAUAGCGCCCUUGAAGCUCGGCGUAUGGAGGUGGUCUCAUCCCUACCUGGGAUAAUAUUGGGGUCCAAGCCAAGAGAACCCCAUGAUUCCUGCACAGUUCAAGAGCGAUACCUGAACUUGGCCUUCACGGUGGGGACGUUCUUCGCCUGGGGGGCCUUCCUGCCCCUGCAGCUGCUUUUAGGAUAUGCCCACAUCAGAUCACUGCGCCAGAUUGGAGGAGCCCUGGUGUCCAUCUCCUACCUGAUGCUGAUGUACUGCUUUACUAACCCACAAAAUCUGUCCCUGUUUUUGCCCUUUGCGUUGAUCGCUCAGGGUCUCGGGGGAAGCUGUGUCCUCUUCUCUUCUCUCCUGCUCCCGCAGAUCCUGCAGAACGUUGGAUCUCUCUUCCCCUCUCUGGUCAUUGCGAGUUUCUCCGCCUCAGCGACCAUCUUCACCAUCAUCAAGGUCAUUUAUUAUUCGGGGGCCCCUAUUGUCCCCAUAAUUUUAGGAUACGGGGCCAUGUCCUGUGUGGUGUUGGUGAACAGCACCCUCUGCUGGAGCCUGAACCCUGCUGGGAAGGAGGAGGACAAUAUAUACAGUGUCAGUCUGCGGCUGAACUGCUACGAGGCCAUGAAGAAGAAGAAGAAACCACAGGAGGAAAACUGGUGCCAGAAAUCUCUGAAACUCAAGUUCCAGGAAUCUCUGAGGGACCGAGAAAGAAUUCUGAGCCAGAGAAGGACGCUGAGCUUUAAGAGGCCAAAUGUUCUGGCCCCGUCACCUGUGAUGGACAGUCUGACCAGCCCCACGUUCAUCCUUCACCUGCUGUCAGACUCCACGCUGCUCACCUGGGUCUACUUCUAUGUCUCCUCCAUCAACGCACAUCUUCAGAUCCAGGCAGAGGAUCAGGAGGGUCAGUCAGAUAUCUACUCCUCGGUGUUCGGGGCUUUGCAGAUGCUCGGCCUAUUUGCUGCGCCGCUGAUCUCUAUCUUACUCUACAACCAUCGGAUCCGAAAAAGACCCAUAAUGAGGAUCCAGACCACGACAAGGAAUUCCCACAAAAGCGCAUGCGGCAUCAAGAGACUGUCGGCCGUGUACGCCCUCAGGGGUCUCGUCAUCGUCGGAUUUGGGAUAAGUUGUCUUAUACCUUCCCUGCAGGUCCAGGUUGUUGGCUUUAUCCUCCAUGUGGUUAUGAGAACGUCCAUGUUUUUGGUCAGCUCCACCCUUUAUCUCUGCGUGUUCCCCGGCCACCAUUAUGGAGCUCUGCUGGGAAUCGGCACCUUCAUCUCCUCAAUCCUGUCCCUUCUCCAACACCCGCUCUUCAUGCUGUUCACCGGGCCCCUGCAGAGGAACCCAUUCUGGAUACACGUCAUGUUUCUGGCUCUUUCUCUGGGAUCCUUCGCUCUACCCCUUCACCUCAUCAUCAAAAAUAAGGGUCGGCCCCAUCACCCGCUCUCUCGCCCCAUUCACCUCCACCCCGUGACCCCUCCGAGUAAGACCUGA
Molecule: messenger RNA, 1933 nt
Organism: Hyla sarda
Lineage: Eukaryota; Metazoa; Chordata; Amphibia; Anura; Hylidae
Product: large neutral amino acids transporter small subunit 4-like
Exons: 14
Coding region: 287-1933 (548 amino acids)
Biological process (GO): neutral amino acid transport
Molecular function (GO): neutral L-amino acid transmembrane transporter activity; L-amino acid transmembrane transporter activity
Source: RefSeq, a predicted model, not a curated record